UUCUUAAAAACGUAUGUUCUCUGAGACAUUUCUCGCCCACUCCUGCCUGUAUAGAGGGGUAUCAUGCGCAGGGGAAACCCGUCAGUGUGAUGUCAAAGCGGGCCGGUGGAGAGGCGGGUCUGAGGAGCGCAGGACGGCCAGCUCCACAGCGUGUCUUAGCAAAAUGAAACAUGGAUGAGGUCGACGAAAGUUGGGAGGAAGCUGCUGAUAGUGGGGAAAUGGAAAAACGGUUAGAAGAGAAGCUAAGGAUCAGCCAGAAAGAAAAGGAGACCAGUAAUAACUCUUUGCGAUCUCCGCUGAAAACAACCAUGGUGAUACAGGACGACUCCCUCCCAGCAGCCCCCCCUCCUCAGAUACGCAUUUUGAAGCGGCCUACGAGUAACGGGUCGUUCGGAUCGCCCUCGAAUCAGAACCGGCCUACCCCACAGGUCAAGUCUCUGGCCCAGCGCGAGGCAGAGUACGCCGAGGCCAGGAAGAGAAUACUGGGCAGCGCCUGCCCAGAGGAGACGCCUCAGGACAAACCCAACUCUGACAAGGCCGGGCGCAAUAACUCUACACUGCCUUCAGAGGACACCCGAUCAAACAAUCACACUGUCCGGCAGCCAGUCAGCCCAGACGGCACCCAAGGGUUCCGGCAGCACCGAUAAGAAAGCUCUGCGGCCACCCAACAGCUGAGGGGAGAGAGACCAGGAGCCACCAGAGCAAAGACAGCGCUUUAUUCUUCAAACUGCCUUCCUUCAGCUCCAUUAUAUCGGAUGGGCUGCGAGGAACCACAGGAGGAAGUGGAUUGGAAAUGUGCUCUCUUCUCCCCUCACCCGAGUCUGUUUGACACUGUGAUUAUGGACUUAUUCUGGACUCACUGUGAUGAUCCUUUAAGAGACGCCCCUCGCCUCCAUCUCUCUACUCCUUCAGCGGCUCCAUCUCAGGACGCCCACAAGGCAGAAGCGAAGACUUUAAACAUAGAAGGGCAGAGAGCAUGAGAGGUGACGGGCCAUAGCAAAAUGAGAUGAGCUGGUAUUCGGGCAGCAGCUUUUCCCCAGUAAUAAUACCAGUCAUCACUUCUCACACCUUUUUACAAACAUGUUUUUAAUUUGAAUCUUUUUUUUUUGCUCGUCUUUAAUUAUCUAUACUAGGGAUGCUUUGAUAUCUACAGACAUACACCAUUAAAACUUGGGAUUAAACAAUCAAUAUUGAGAUUCACUUUAUUAUAAUCCUGCAGUAUUUAUAGAAUAGGAAACGGUCAAAUGUUUUCACCAUUGGUGAAAUAGUCUGAGUUUUGGUUUGUCUUUCAAACAGAGGCCCCAAAGGCUACAGCUUGGGGUGUCAGAUGUCCUGCAGACAGUGAACUCACCACUGAAGCAGACUACUUCACUGGUACCUGAGCUGUUAGCAUUAUCAGUGCACCCCUAAUAUAUAAAUUGCCAUUUGUUUUUAAACACUGAGGGUAAGGGUCACGUGUCGGGUUGUAUAUCUGACCGGUUCUGUUUACGGUUUGUCUUUUGUUAGUUUUUUAAAUUAAGCUUUUCAGCUGUCUUCCCUCGACUGUCACAGCAUUAUUUCUAUUUAAAAGUAAAAACAAAAAAAGAAGAUGAAUGGAAAGGAAAUUGGGGGUUUGUCUGUUUUUAAGUAGCUUUUCUGCCUUUUUUUUACAAGAUGGUAGCAAUGUCAGUAUUUUAAUCGAAAUGAACCAAAAUCCCAUUUAAAAACAAUCCACCUGUAAAUGUAUAUGAGUUUAUUCAGAUGUCAUUAUUCGAAGGUGGCGUUGGCAGCAUCUCCAGGAAAGGUUGGAUCGGGGAAUGCAUUUACUGCUGUACAUCAAGCCUCUCCGUCCUAUCUCCACCUCGUCAGCGGCGGUGCUCGUUUAAUCUUGUCCCUCGCUGAUGCACAGUAUGCAGGAACUCGGGUGCAAGUGAACGAGACUGAAUGAAUGAAAUGAACUAAGAUUGUAUUUUUCCAGCGGGUCCGACGGCUCAAACAGCAAAAUGUCCGUAUUAAAGCUCGGGUUGUUAAAAUAAUGUGCUAUACAGUGAAAUGAAACGAUGUCCAUGUCCCAAGUUGAAUGAAUGGCAGUUAAUUUGUUUUUG
Messenger RNA from Trematomus bernacchii (emerald rockcod), 2084 nucleotides. RefSeq names its product SUZ RNA binding domain containing 1 (gene szrd1). The transcript has 4 exons. The coding region runs from base 171 to 647 and encodes 158 amino acids. NCBI's taxonomy places the organism in Eukaryota, Metazoa, Chordata, Actinopteri, Perciformes, Nototheniidae. The record is from RefSeq and is a predicted model, not a curated record.